GGGGGGGGGAGGCGUCAUUUCUGUCAUCUAUACGUAUUUCUCACUGCUGGAGUAAUGAAUAAGCUUCAAUUAAUAGCCCCCAUCGUGUGUCAUUUCAAAUUUCUAUAUUUUUCUGGUAAUCUGCCAUGGGUAUUAAAUGUUUUGCCUGCAUCACUAAACGUUUGGAUUUUUUUGUUUGUUUUCAUGUAGGAGGGAAGACCGGCCAACGGCAAAAAUUGUGAUAAGAAAUCGGAAAAUAAAGGUCCACUGAGGUGCCGCCCCCCAAAUAAGUCUAAUAGAAAAAUGUUACAAAAAGGGCAGUACUCCAUGGAUGAUAUAGUAGUUUUUUUUAUAAUAUAUAUUUUUUUCAAUUUAAAAUGGUGCGCGAAGAAUGUAUGUUGGUUUGUGUGAAGGAAGAGUUGUAUGUAGAGGGCUAGUGUAGCGAGAUACAAGGGGAAACAUUCAGUAAGGUCACAGCUCUGAACAAGUUACUAACGUAACUUCCGGAGACACAACUAACUGGAGAUCCUUGCCGACCGUGUGAGCACUUUCUAUUGGCUUCAGGUGCUGCACAAGUUCCUCAGAGUCUUCCUGGGUAAUAAUCCAGGAUAACUCCUAUACCUGGUUUAUGGUUGAUUCUCCCACAAGUCAUGGCACCACUGGCCCACACGUUCCAUUGGUGCAUUUAUCAAGUGAAAGAACUUGAUGACCGACGCCACAUAGACCCCAGUGAAAAGGAACUGAAGUACAAUCCAAAAUAUGAUGAACUGUAUGCCCCAGUACUGGGGCCAGAAGCUCUCCAUUCCAAGUACCACGAGGUGGACAGAAACUCUCUUGCUGGCCAUGUAGAAACUGCACACUUCAAUGACUUUGAAUUUGAAUCACAAAGGAGAACCUUCACAACAUAUGGUUAUGCUGUUGAUCCAUCCAUUUCUGGGCAUCCAGAAGAUGGCAGAAGAUAUAUUGGAGAUCUCUCUUCAGCCAAGAAGACUUCAGGGAUCACUGUAUUUGAAACUCAACACAAAGCUGACCUCCCUCCCAAGAGAAGACGUGACAAGAAUGAUGAUGCAAGUGAUACUGAAGGAUUCAAAGGACCAUGGGCUAAAUUUGAAAAUGAGAAAACAGUUAUGAAACCAUCAGAGGAAGAACAACAUGACUUAGAUGAAAUACUUGCCAAGAGACAGAAACGACGGAAGCAAAAUGACGACAAGCCAAUUGAGGAGAAGUCUUUGUUGCACAUCAAAGAUGCAUAUGACUACCAAGGAAGAUCCUUUUUACAUAUUCCACAAGAUGUUGGUGUUAAUUUGAAGUCUCCUGAUCCCCCUGAGAAGUGUUUUAUGCCCAAAAAAUUGAUUCACACAUGGAAAGGACAUACCAAAGGUGUUGCUGCCAUACGAUGGUUUCCAAAAUCUGCCCAUCUUCUCCUGUCAUGCUCUAUGGACACUAAGAUAAAAAUUUGGGAAGUAUUCAACAACAGAAGAUGUAUUAGAACAUAUAUGGGACAUAAGCAAGCAGUAAGGGAUGCUUGCUUUGAUAACACAGGCAAACAAUUUCUCUCAGCUGGAUAUGAUAGGUUUAUAAAGCUUUGGGACACAGAGACUGGAGAUUGUAUUUCCAGGUUUCCUAGUAGAAAGAUACCAUAUUGUGUCAAAUUCAAUCCAGAUGAUGGCAAUCAAAACCUCUUUGUUGCUGGUACCUCAGAUAAGAAGAUUGUUUGCUGGGAUAUUCGGAGUGCUGAGAUUGUCCAGGAAUAUGAUCGUCAUUUAGGAGCAGUAAACACCAUCACUUUUAUUGAUGAAAACAGAAGAUUUGUCUCCACCUCAGAUGACAAAAGCUUGAGGGUAUGGGAGUGGGAUAUUCCUGUUGAUUUCAAAUAUAUUGCAGAUCCUUCAAUGCAUUCAAUGCCUGCAGUUACUCUCUCACCAAACAAGAAGUGGUUGGCUUGUCAAAGCAUGGAUAACAAAAUUGUAAUAUUUUCUGCUUUAGAUCGUUUUAAGAUGAAUCGCAAGAAGGUUUUCACAGGUCAUAUGGUGGCAGGCUAUGCUUGUACUUUAGACUUCUCACCAGACAUGUCAUACCUUGUGUCUGGGGAUGCUGAUGGAAAGGCUCAUGUGUGGGACUGGAAGACAACAAAGCUAUAUCAGAAAUGGAAAGCUCAUGAUGAUGUCUGCAUUGGCAUCCUGUGGCACCCACAUGAAACUAGUAAGAUUGCCACAGCUGGGUGGGACGGUCUCAUUAAAUAUUGGGACUAAGCAAGUACAUUAUCAAUAAGUACAAAUAAAAAUGUCUACUUUUAUAAUAAAUGUUUAUAUCAUGUAAUGAUGUUA
Messenger RNA from Portunus trituberculatus (swimming crab), 2306 nucleotides. RefSeq names its product pre-mRNA-processing factor 17-like. The coding region runs from base 630 to 2231 and encodes 533 amino acids. Gene Ontology annotation, cellular component: catalytic step 2 spliceosome. The record is from RefSeq and is a predicted model, not a curated record. NCBI's taxonomy places the organism in Eukaryota, Metazoa, Arthropoda, Malacostraca, Decapoda, Portunidae. The transcript is spliced from 3 exons. Gene Ontology annotation, biological process: mRNA splicing, via spliceosome. Gene Ontology annotation, molecular function: mRNA binding; protein binding.